Molecule: messenger RNA, 1122 nt
Organism: Metopolophium dirhodum (rose-grain aphid)
Lineage: Eukaryota; Metazoa; Arthropoda; Insecta; Hemiptera; Aphididae
Product: centrosomal protein of 78 kDa
Exons: 2
Coding region: 1-1122 (373 amino acids)
Cellular component (GO): centrosome
Molecular function (GO): protein binding
Source: RefSeq, a predicted model, not a curated record
AUGUCGGUUGGUCAUUCGUCCAAAUCGAAUUACUCUAGAAUAUUUUCAUCUCUUGGCAAAAAACGUAGAACGUCCUUAUCUACUAUCAGAUCUAAUGAGUCGUUCGAGGGUUCGGUGAAACACAAUUAUGGAUUGAUAUACACAGCCGUUUGCUGCAAGUACAAGACGCGCCCUGUGCCGUGGGUAAAAUGUAGCGUUAAGACGAACUCCAUUGAAAUAUUGGGCGAUCGUAUGAAGGCUGAAGAUUGGCUAGCCGCGAUGGAAGCGCUGAUCACCGACACCGGUACCCAUCACGUGCGCAUAAAAAAUAAACGGUACACGGAACAGUUGGCAAAAAACUACGAAACGUUCGCUAGUGUCGUCGAAUCACCGAAAAACAUUCUCGCUGCGAGCACACUCUACGUAGUGCGGCUGAUCGCUACUUCCGUUUACGAAGUAAUGAUCAACACGACCGCACUGGUUUGCCUCGAACUGGAAAACGUGCUGUUCGACGAACAAGCUCUGGGAACUCUCAUUUCCGGUAUCGACACCAACCAAACGCUCCAGCACUUGUCCCUGGCCUACAGCCGCAUCGGUGACGACGCCUGUCUAUCGCUGUGCCGGGUGCUCAGGGACAAACCAAACAUCCGGUCGGUGGACCUGUCCGGAUGUUCCCUGAGCCGUUCGUCGGCCAAGUCUGGUCUGCUGGACGUGAUCAAAAAACAGCAGGUCAAGCGGCACGAAGAGUGUUGGGCGCACUCGCUGAGGUACAGGACCGCCAAUCCGGAUAUCAUGCACGGGCUGCGGAGGUUGACGCUCAACGACAACACCGGCAUCGGCGACGCUGGAGUGGCCGACCUAUUCGAGUCGUUGAAAGACGACCUAUACGUAAAGGCCGUGGACCUGCAGAAUUGUGGGCUCACCGACCGCGGCGCUCAGUUGGCGUUAUCCACGUUGAUGAUAAACGACUCGCUGGUCGUGUUGGACGUCCGGAAAAAUGCCACCAUAUCGUCGGCCAUGUUGGAGGCGAUCAUGACCAGGUUGUACGAGAACAACGUCAACAAAACGGAGACCAAACAGUGGAAAUGGACCAAGCUCGGGCGGGAAAACGUAUUCGAAUCGUCAUGCACAUUAUUGGCUUAA